Molecule: messenger RNA, 1110 nt
Organism: Kwoniella shivajii
Lineage: Eukaryota; Fungi; Basidiomycota; Tremellomycetes; Tremellales; Cryptococcaceae
Exons: 8
Coding region: 1-1110 (369 amino acids)
Source: RefSeq, a predicted model, not a curated record
AUGGCAGUGGAUCUGGAUCUGUCUAUUCCUCGACCAGGCUAUGACGAGAGGCGCAAUCGGAAUCGCCAACGAAUAUGGCUGGCGUUAUUUAACUAUUGCGGGCAGACCGCUAAGCCUAGUAUGAUGCCAGAGGACAGUCUGAUACGUUCCAGUGAAUCCUUUAUUCUAUCUCCUAUCUGCAUAGCGGUAGAUUUUCGACUAGCCAGCAAUGUUGCUCUGCGGAGGGUUUUGGCUGCUAGCAUAGAAGCGAUAGACAAGGAUAAUGAGUUUGGGCCAAGCAACUAUAAAUUGGAUCUGCGAUCGGUAUAUCAGACUUUUGAAAAAGACUCAGACGCUUGGGUACAGGUACAGACUCAACGAGACCCACAUAUAGCAAUCCAUGCGAACCUGACAGCAUUGCAUGCCAAAGUCAUUAUCUCACAUCGAUGGGUUCAACGGUCUUUCCGCAAUCCUAGCUCUGCUGGAGAUCAUGUCAUAGAGCAGAAUCAAGACAGGGAAAGGAAAGACGCUCUAGCAACCUGCAUCAAUGGGUCGCUAGGGAUAUUGUCGACCAUGUGUCUGCUAGAGGACGAUUUGUUGCGAUACACAUGUGACUCUAAACACCUUUACUUUGCAUACGCAUCGUUUUUUCUAUACAAGGUUAUCGACACCCAGAUUGCCACGAGAAUGAUUGAUCCUCAGUCUCUGUCCCACUUGUUUGAUACCUUCCAUCGCUCAGCAGACAAACUUGAACGACUAGCCCUUUCACCGAGUCACACCAUCGCUUUCCACGGUGCAUUUCUCCGAAGACUUUCGGAGAAGGGUGGGAGGCAGUCUUCUGCAUCGCAAGACGACAGGCUAGGGGGUGAUACCGAAUUGUUGCCCGAUGUGACAGCAGGACUGAAAGAUAACGCUGCGUUGCCCGUGUUAUACGGCCAUCUGAGUCCGAAUCUUCCUGUCGAUCCGCUCGCUGUCUCAAGCAGGGUUGCCGACCCCUUUGUAGAUGAGACACUCGGUGCUGAUAUAGAUUGGAACGAUUGGUGGCCUUUCGACGACAGUACGUGGGACUUUGGGAAUACAGCCAGUACGAUAAAUGAUGCCGACUGGCAAGGCGCUGUUCAUUCACUGUGA